AUGCACGUUCUAAUUACUUUCUUUUCUACCAACAUAUUGUAUCUUACUUUUUCACCCUUUGCUACCUCGGUUUACUUCAAAAUCUCAAGUAGUUUUGGUUCUAACAAUAACGAAAUCCUAUAUAGAGGAAGUGCAGUGCCUUCUUCUGGAGCUGUACAGUUUACCGAUGUGAAUUAUGUGUGCCAAGUAGGCCAAGCCAUCUACGGCGAUAGAGUUCAAAUGUGGGAUUCCAGCUCAGGGAAAGUCUCAGAUUUCUCUACCCGUUUCUCCUUCACCAUUGACACCGACGAUCAACCCACCUCCAACUAUGGAGACGGGUUUGCAUUCUUUCUUGGCCCCGCGGAUUUCCAAAUCCCACCCAACUCUGCUGGUUCCUUUCUUGGUCUCUAUAACUUAUCUAAUUACAGAGAGUCAUCCCAAAAUCACAUGAUCCAUGUCGAGUUCGACAGUUUUGUUGACACUGAUUGGGAUCCUUUAUAUGAACAUGUUGGCAUAAACAAGAAUUCCAUCUUUUCAGCUAACACCACCGCUUGGAGUGCUGGCAACCACAGCGGAGAUGUUGCUGAGGUUACAAUCUCUUAUAGUGCUCAAACAAUGAUGAUGAUAGUAUCUUGGACUUACAAUGCUCAAACCCCUUCGGAAACUUCAAGCGUUUCCUAUCAUGUUGACCUUAAGGAGGUUCUGACUGAAUGGGUGAUCGUAGGCUUUUCCGCUGGCACCGGCAUCCUUGUAGAGAAAAAUACGCUUUUAUACUGGGAGUUCAAUUCAAGCUUAAAUGGUAAAUGGCGAAGCCCCGAAGAGAGAUCCGGUAUAUCAGGAGACUUAGUUCCUGGUGCCAUAGGUCUCAUUAUUGGUAUGGUCAUAGCCAUGAUUAUUGGCAUAGUGAUCUUCAUGAUUUUCAAGAAGGGUUGGAUAAUAGGUAAUGGACGAAGCACCAAUGAAGCCACACAAGAGGAAAUUAAACUGAUCGCAAUACCCAGUAGUGCUAAUAAAGAAAGUGAAACAACGCCUUCACCACUGGAAUAUUCUUACUCUGAUCUCCAAUUGGCAACAAACGACUUCUCCGAAGACAACAAGUUGGGUGAAGGAGGUUUUGGCGGUGUUUACAAGGCACGUCUUCCAAUUUCAGUCCACCAGGAGGUUGCUGUGAAGAAGAUAUCAGAACGUUCUACACAAGGACAAAACGAGUACGCAGCUGAGGUGGCGACCAUAGGCAAACUGAAACACCCUAAUUUGGUGGAACUUGUAGGUUGGUGCGAAGAGGAAGGUAAGUUCUUGCUUAUAUACAAAAUAAUGCCAAAUGGUAGUCUUGAUUCUUACCUCUUUAGCAAUAAAGGCCCUCUUGGUUGGUCCAAUCGAUAUAAAAUAGCUAAGGGUUUGGCAUCUGCAUUACAUCACCUGCAUGAGGAGCAAGGUGAAAAAUAUGUUCUUCAUAGAGAUAUCAAACCAAGCAAUGUGAUGCUGGAUUCAGAGUUUAAUCCGAAGCUUGGAGAUUUUGGUUUAGCUCGACUUAAGAACAGCAAUGAGCAAAUCUCAAAAACUACUAAAGUGGCUGGAACCUUGGGAUACUUCGCACCUGAGUAUGUUACUUCACGUAAAGCUAGCAAGGCAACAGAUAUGUAUAGCUUCGGUGUCACUGUAUUGGAAAUUGGGAGUGGGAGAAGUGUGGAGAACCAAAUCUCGGACAUGGACUUGGUAGAAUGGGUUACGCAUUUAUACCGAGAGAAGCAACUUCUUUUAACAGUUGAUGAGAGGCUAUCGCAUGACGUUAAUGAGAAACAAUACAAUUGUUUGAUGACUGUAGGGUUGUCAUGUACACACCCUGAUCCAAGUAAACGAUUAACCAUUGCAGAAGUAAUUCGAGCAUUAAAAAAUGUUACUCCGCCUGAAGUCCCCGAAAAUAUGCCUACUCCCCGAUUAUAUGACACACCCACUAAUCAUGCAUCUACUUCAAAAACAAAGUCAUAA
Lactuca saligna is the source of this 1968-nucleotide messenger RNA. Lineage: Eukaryota; Viridiplantae; Streptophyta; Magnoliopsida; Asterales; Asteraceae. The record is from the annotation of a GenBank genome assembly.